Messenger RNA from Fusarium musae, 1320 nucleotides. RefSeq lists its product as uncharacterized. The transcript has 3 exons. Lineage: Eukaryota; Fungi; Ascomycota; Sordariomycetes; Hypocreales; Nectriaceae. The record is from RefSeq and is a predicted model, not a curated record. Bases 1 to 1320 code for a protein of 439 amino acids.
AUGGAAAGUUCGCCCCGGCUGCCCCCCCAACGGCGCCAUGACCUCGCCGUUGUAAAACAACAACUCGUGGUCGUCGUCUCCGUCGCAUCAACACUCUUCGUCCUAUGCCCAGAAUGGCUACAGUUCUACAGAAAUCUCGCCGUCAUUCCGCUUCUAGCUUGGCUCACGGCCAAAGGCUUCGAUCUGGUUAUCAUGCUGAAUGAUAAAUGGGACAAUGCGCCUGCCAUGGUCAAGUACUUUGUUCCUGUCGAAUUUCCCCAGAUCACGCCUCCGUUUGAGAAGAUGCGAAGUUUAGGGAAUAAACAGUUGGCGGUUGCGAGGACCAAAUUUCGGCAUUUGUCUUCAGAGGUUAGGGCUGUGGUUUUGAUGAUGGUGAAUUGGGUCUUGGAGCAGAUUAGUGGCGGUCGACCUGGAGUCGAGUCGCCAGUUUCGGAGGAGAAGAAAGCGAAGCCUGCACCGAAACCAGACGAAUGGGUGGCGGUCUUAGUAACAACACCACUUAUCAACGACGACGCCGGUAUCGAUUUCGGUACAAACACCAUCAUCGAAAUCGGCGAAGUGAUUACCUGGAACCAUACGCAAACAGCAUCUCUUCCAGCCAUUCUCCCACCGUCCACUUUCCAGGUUCAAAUGACACUUUGUCUGGUCCCUAAGGGCAUAUGGAAUUCCCGCAAGACCGUCCUGGAUAAGUUCACAACAGGGCUCUACUGGAGUCACCAGCCAGGGCAACCUGCAUGUCAAGGGGAGCAAUGGGAUGAGGAUAGAAUUCGAAGUAUCUCGAAAGUGCAGUUCAUUGGACACGUCGAAAAGCACAGCAACAUUGACAAGGUCAACAAAUGCUUCGAGUCCCUUCGCGAAGAAUGGAACGAUGUCAACAUUUACUGGAGUGACAUUGACUUUGCCAUAAUUCUCGCCUUCCUCCUCGUCGGCACGUCCUCAACCGAUAUAUGCAAGAAACUCUUCGACCAAUUCUCCAACCUACGAGUGGAAAAGGCCAGCCGGAAUAAAGAACUCAACCGCACGCGCUUGGGUGCUGGUGCAGCCGUCUUGACAUUGUUGACAGGAGGAUUGGCUGCUCCUAUCACGAUACCGAUGAUGAUGGGCGCUGAGAUGACGACGUCGACACAUGAUCGGUAUUUAUGGAGUGAGAGGAUGAGAAUGUGCAAAGAGCUCUUGGGUAGACAUGAAAAAUUGGAGGCCAUCAUUGAGGUUGAAGAGACAAAGGCUCCAAAGGCUAUGGAUCCGAGGGCUAUUGACCCGACACCGUUCUUUUCACCCAAGACUAUGGAGUCGAGCUGGUUUGUUGAUGAUAGUUGGUGA